AUGGCCGAUCCCGCGAAAGAGCCGGGCAACUGGACGGAGCACACCCACAAUGAUGGCCGACGGUACUACUACAACAAGGUCACAAAGCAGUCCAGCUGGGACAAGCCGGAGUGCUUGAAAAAUGCAGAUGAGAAGCUGAACACCACCAGCUGGAAGGAGUACAAAACUGCUGAUGGACGGGAUUACUACUACAAUCCCAUCACAAAGCAGAGUGUCUGGGAGAUGCCCGCGGAGUUGAAGCGGUUGAGAGGACUUGCUAAGGAGGAUGAGAGUGAUGAUGAGAAGGCUUCGAAGCCCAAGAAGCAGGAAGAGCCGGAGUGGAACACGCCGGAGGACAGGCGCAACGCUUUCCGACAGUUGCUCGAAGACAAGGGCAUCAAGAGCAACAUGAAAUGGGAAGAUGCUUUGAAGCUCAUCCAGGACGACAGAAGAUUUGGGGCGCUGACGGCAGCCGGAGAGCGGAAGCAGUCCUUUGCCGAGUACAUCACGCAGUCCAAGAAGCGAGAAAAGGAAGAGGAGCGAGAAAAGAGGAAGAAGGCGAAGGACGAUUUCAUCGAUGCCCUUACGGCUUGGAAGGACCUGAAACUCACGACGAGAUACAAGGAUGCGGCAGAGCACUUCUACAACGAAGAGUGGUUCAAACUGCUUGAGGAGGAUGAAAGGGUUGAAGUUUUCGAUGACUUCAUGGACGAGAACGAGAAGAAAGCCAAGGAGGACAGAAGAAAGAAGAGGAAAGAGUAUGUGGAGAAGAUAAAGGAAAUUUACACGAGCGAGGAGAAGAUCACGGUGCUAAGCCGUUGGCGCGAUGUGCAGGAUGCUUUGCGUGACAACGAGUACUUCAAGUGGCUCUCGAAGCUUGAGGCCUUGACCUCUUGGGAGGAGUGGGUCUUGGACACAGAAAAAGCCGAGCUCAAAGAGAAGACAAAGGCAAAAUACCGUGCGGAACGCAAAAACCGGGAUGCCUUCCGAGAAUUGCUGCGCCAGCAUGGACGCGAAGGCAAGAUCAGCUCCAACACGUUCUGGGGCGACUAUGCCGAAGAGCACGAUGUGGUGAAAGACGCUCGCUAUGUAGCCCUCAUCGCUCAGCCGGGCUCUACGCCACACGACUUGUUUGACGACUACUUGGAGGAGCUUGCGGACAAAUACGCCCAGGACAAGACCAGGCUGAAGAAGCUUGCAAAGUCGAAAGGCUUGGUCAUCACUCAGAGCUCCACCUGGGAAUGGUUCAAGACAGAGCUGAAGGACGAGGCCGUGUUCAAAGAUAUGUCCGAAGAGCACUGCAAGCAGCACUUCGAAAGCUUAGUCUCGAAAGCAAAGGAAGUAGAGGAGGAUGCCGACAAGGUGGCCAAGAAGAACCGGAAGAAGUUCGUGGAGCUGCUCCAGAAGUCCCGCGAGAUUACGGCCAAGACCAGCUACGAAAAGGCUGGGAAGUUGCUGGGCUCCAGUGCAGCCUGGGAGGCCAUGGAGGAUGCCACGCGGCGGCAGUGCUUCGACAUCUUCGUCGACCAGCUUAAGAUCCAGUCCGGAGGUAAGGAGGAGGAGAAGGAGGAAGAGGAGGAGGAUGCAACCACCAAGAAGAAGGAGAAGAAGAAGUUAGCACGUGCAGCGGGCGCUGCCGACCGAGUUCUGGGCUUCUGGCUCGAGCCACGGCACAUACAUCAACGGAGUGUCACCUGGUUGGAAGGUGUGGGAGGCAUGAGCUGCACGGGAAACGAUGUUGUAUUGCACGCCGAGCAUUCGAAGGAAACGGUGGCACGCGCCGUCAGCAAGACAGGAGCAGGGCAAAGCUUGGCAAAAAUGCCAGAUUCAGAUAACUUUUCUCUGAGCGGCCUGCUGGAAGAGUUGGAGUUGGAGAUCGAGGAUCGCGAGAAGUCCGAAGAUCACAGGCGAGGUGCGCUGCCGCAGGCAGACAAACCAUCAGACGGACGAACGGAUUUGGUCGUUCCUGCAGGGCCCAAUGACGACUGGCAGUUCAUGGGUCUUCUGGAAGGUUUAGAGGGCAGCGCCGAGAGCAAUUCCAUGUCUCAGUUUCGGAAGGACCAACAAGCUCCGGGAACUAAGCGGGAGAAGCGAGAAGUCGCAAUUCAAGUUCCGCGCCCAUGGUCCAGAACGGACGACGCAUUGGUGGCCUUCACGAGUCUUGCUUCUGAUGCGAACGCAGCCUACAGGAGCUACAUGGAGGAUGGAUCGCUUGCUCUUCAGCCCUUUGUUCCAGACUCCAAUGACCGCUGGAGUUUCUUCGCUGUCUAUGAUGGCCAUGGUGGCCGGGAGGCUGUGGACUAUUGCGAGAUGCGUCUGCACGAGCAGGUCGCCCUUGAAAUGAAAACCUCGAGUCCCCUAGAUGCCUUGCAAAAGGCUUUUCUGAAGAUCGACAGCCAGCUUGGGAUGUAUGGCGCCUGGAACCAUGGUACCACCGCAACUGUUGUCUUGGUGCAGGGCUCCAAGGACCCCAGCAAGCCGCGCAGCCUCCAUGUUGCGCACGUGGGUGAUUCGAGGGCCGUUCUUAUCGAGAACAUCGGAUGCCCCAGAAGCCUUACCAAGGAUCACCGGCCCAGCGACCAGGAUGAGGCCAAGCGGGUCACGGAAGGGGGUGGGAUCGUGUCGGGUGGGAGGGUUGGGGGAGAUUUGGCCAUCUCUCGCUCCCUGGGGGACCACCGCUUGAAAGGCAAAGGCCUUAGCUGCACUCCUGACUUGUGUACUGUUGGUGUGGCCGCUGGGCACGUGCUGAUUGUCGCAACAGAUGGCCUCUGGGACGUGCUCAGCGACGAGGAUGCCUGCAAGAUUGUGGAGAGGUCAGUCGAAGAAGCAGCGGGAGCACGCCAGAGCCCCUCGGACAUAUCCGACUGGCUUCAGCAUCACACUUCGCAGGAAUUGGUUGAUGAAGCGAAGCGACUGGGGUCAAGUAUCAUGAGCCUUGCACCUGCAGUCACCAAUAUUAUCAUCAGCAGUCCUGCUGUGAUUAUGGCCUGGUGGCCCCGUGACUUCCACUCAGAGUCGGUGAGCGCGGUGAAGAACGCCCAGGGGCUCGCGGACCUCUCCAGUCCUCAAGGCUUGAGGCGCACCCACUUGGAGAAGCCAGGCCAGGCCAUCAAGGUCAUCCGGAACAGACCCAACGCCAUCUUCUCCGCCAAGAGCACGAAGCGGUCGUACACCAGCUGGUCGUACCCUAUCCACUUUGUGUGGACGAAAGACGUGUCGCAGGAGCUGCUGGCCAAGCUGCCUCCACAAGUGCUUCGCAGCGACGAGGCGCAGCCGAGGAAGAGGGCGCGCUCCUCUGCCUCCGAGGCCCCGAAGGCCAAGGCCAAGCGGGCCAAGCCGAGAAAAGAGGAGCCGACCUCCACGGGCCUCAUGCUAGUCCUUGCUCAUCGUCCAUUGAAUUUCAUUGCUGCCGGUGUCCCAAUGUACUUCUUCAAGACAUUCCUGCGACCACCUUUGAAGUGCAUGGAGAGCCAGGCAUCCGAGCCUUUCGCGACCCAGUACGAUGAUGUUCUGCCGCUUGGGCUCGGUUGGAUUGUGAGCGGCAUGUUGCCCCACGACGCGGGCAAGUUGUCCAUGAAGGACAAAUCGCACGGAGUUCCAAGUCACCUGACUUCUCCGAAGGGACUGCGCCACAAGGAGCCCGCCACGGCGAUGAGCAUGAAGCCAACGUUAUUUGGCGUCAUCCGAGGUGGAGAUCUCAGCAGACCAUGGUGUAGAAUGGUGCAGGCCAUGCUUUCGAAAAUGAAGCUCAGCUAUGCAGCUAUGCUGAGGCUCAUCGUCGGAAUCUUCCAGAUCUGCUGCUCUCUUGCAUAUGUGAUGUCCUUGGCUCGGCAUGCUCAAACUGCAAUGGACCGCCAAGGAGCCGGAAAUCGAGGCUUCGAGAAUGUCCGCUUGCUGCAGAACGCGGCCCGGAACCAGGGCAAGGUAGAACUGCAGAAGGAUCUUUUGCAAAAUGGGAAGUUUGUGGCGGUGAAGCGUAUGCCGGUCACUUGGACUGGCAAGAACCACAAGGACUUUUUGGAGAAACACCCGUCCGAGACCGAACUCCCGUGGAUGGACCUUGGCUUAGCCAAAUACUUGCAUGCGAAAGGCUUCCGCUUCAUCUGUGAGCCUUUCGGAACGUUUCGCAGUGAAAGGGAGACGUUUUUUGUCUCUGAAUUCGCCGAUCGAGGUGAUCUGUUUGAAUGGUGUCAAGCCGGUCCAACUCCUGGUGAGGAGCGGGAGCAGAUGCUGCGACCUGUCGCACAGCAGAUUUUUGCGGCAGUCGGUCACCUGCACAGUCUAAAGAUUGCACACUGCGAUCUUUCACUGGAGAACAUUCUCCUGGCCACAACCUCACCGGACGAUCCCCCUCAAGUGAAGCUCAUCGACUUCGGAAUGGCCGUCAUGAAUCAAGACUUCAUGGUUGGUCCGCGUGGGAAGCCGUCCUACCAGGCUCCGGAGAUGCAUGAGCAGUGUCGCUAUGAUCCUUGCUUGGCUGAUGCCUUCUCCGUAGGGGUGGUCCUCUUCGGGAUGGUGGCCCAAGACUACCCAUGGCUGACGACAAAGCCCAAUGGCUGCAAGUGUUUCGAAUUCGCCCGGCAGAAGGGACUUCAGGCUUAUAUGAUGAAGAGGAAGGCACGGAACAGUGGUGGAGCUCGACUUUCCGAGGUCUUCAGUGACUCCCUCAUGGAGUUGCUCGAGGCAUUGCUCAAGGUCGACCCGGCUGAAAGGUCGAGGAUUGGGGCCUCAACGCUACCAUGGCUGGGCGAAGAAUUGUGA
This is a messenger RNA of Symbiodinium natans, 4740 nucleotides long. The record is from the annotation of a GenBank genome assembly. NCBI's taxonomy places the organism in Eukaryota, Dinophyceae, Suessiales, Symbiodiniaceae.